Molecule: messenger RNA, 2666 nt
Organism: Trichoderma reesei QM6a
Lineage: Eukaryota; Fungi; Ascomycota; Sordariomycetes; Hypocreales; Hypocreaceae
Exons: 2
Coding region: 480-2429 (649 amino acids)
Biological process (GO): GPI anchor biosynthetic process
Cellular component (GO): endoplasmic reticulum
Source: RefSeq, a predicted model, not a curated record
CUCUUCUUUUUCUGCAGCCUUGCCUCGCCCUUUCUAACAUGAAUGCUAUGCUUGACAUGCAGGCUCUGCAUUGAGUGAUUGCCUGGGCCAAAGCGACGCACUUCUUUAUUGUCGUUUGUUUUCCCUUCUUCAGUUCCAGGUUCCCUUUCCUGUCCGGGGUCCAAACACAGCACAGACAGACGGACAGACAAGGACAGACAGACCCUGGUCAUUUCAGCUGUCCCUUCGACGACCUCCCCCCCAAAUAGGGAACAAGCAGAAACACCCGAAAGUGUGCUGUCAUUAUUCAUCUGUGCUGGUCUAACAACAACGGGGGAGCUCAUUGCUUUCUGCCAGAUAUCCAUACUAUCCCACCACUCCAACCUCCCCCUCCUCAAACGAUUCGCAACACCAAACACCGUUCGUCGACAACCCGCCCAUCGAACCAUUGAAAUCCGAAGCGCGAGGCGAAGGGCCCCGGCCAGCAAUUGGGCCUCAAGAUGCCCCCUUCCGACCUCUCGGUGGCCGAGGAGAUAUACAGGGGCCUCGCGAGCCUGCUGAGUCUGCUGUGGCAAUGGAUCAAGGGCCCGGGCAUGCACAAGGCCGCCGUCGCCGCCGCGGUGGUGAUGCGCCAGGUCAGGCGGAACCUGACGGCUAGGAGGCUGCUGAGCUUCCCGCACCUGCUGGCCUUUUUCUGGAUGCUGCUGCUGCUCUGGGGCGAGCGCUGGAUCUUUACGAGCCAUGUCAGCGUCUGCGACUGGAAGAACUGGGAGAAGUGGCCCAAAGAUGCGACCCCCCAUCACCUCGUCCUCAUCGCCGACCCGCAGAUCCUCGACCCUCACACAAACCCCGACUGGCCCUCGCCGGUGCUGGCCACCGUCGUCGCCGUCACGGACCGAUACCUCAAGCAGGGCUACCACGCGCUGCUGCACCAGCUGCACCCGGACAGCCUCUUCUUCCUGGGCGACAUGCUCGAGGGCGGGCGCGAGUGGAAGACGAGGCAGGGCCACUUCGUCGACCCCAAAUGGGGGUCCCGCGGGCGCACGGCCAAGGAGCAGCGCUGGGUCAAGACGUGGCACCGCAAGUACGGCGACGACUUCUGGCUGCGCGAGUACCAGCGCUUCGGCAACAUCUUCUUCGCCCCCUGGAACGACGCCGGCAGCAAGCCGGGCCCCUGGCAGAGAGGCCGCAAGCUGGUGGCGAGCUUGCCCGGCAACCACGACAUCGGCUUCGGCGCCAUGGUCCAGCUGCCUGUCCGAGAUCGUUUUCAGGCCUAUUUUGGAGAAGGGAACCGGGUUGAUGUCAUAGGGAACCACACCGUCGUCUCGGUCGACUCCGUGUCCCUGAGCGCCGGGACAUCUGCGCAGAGAGCCGAGCACGAUCUGUCAGCCAUCUACGGCCCCGUCCACGAGUUCCUGGAUGGCGUCCAAGCCACAAAGCGAAAGAUGGCGCAGAACGAGCUCGGCUUCUGGUACGGCAUUGAGCGCGGCAUCAAGCACAAGCACAACGUUGAGGACCUGGACAAGGCGGACUUGACCCGGUGGCCGAGAGACCCCGGGCCGGGGGCUGCCGACUUCCCCACGCUUCUCCUCACUCACGUUCCUCUGUAUCGCGAGCCUGCAACGCCCUGCGGCCCGCAGCGUGAGCACUGGCCGCAGAAGAAGGGAUCCAACGAGAAGGAUCCCGCCAAUGCUAUAUCAGUGGUGGCUGGAUACCAGUAUCAGAACGUGCUGUCGGAAGAAGACUCCGUCAGGCUCGUCAAGAGCGUCGGCAACGUGGUCCACGUCUUUUCAGGCGACGACCACGAUUACUGCGAGCUCGUGCACUCCGACUCGAAAGAGAACGUGCGCGAAAUUACCGUCAAGACCAUGAGCAUGACGCAGGGAGUGCCGACCCCGGGCUUCCUCAUGGUCAGCCUAUGGAACCCAAUCGACAAGGACGGCAAGCCCCUACCCGGCGCGCCCGAGCAGACGGUGCAGACUCAUCUCUGCCUGCUCCCAAACCAGCUCUCCAAGUACAUGAACUACAUCGCCUUCACCAUCUUCUCUCUCAUCAUCCUCGCCGUCAGGGCCUUCUUCGUCCCCGUCCUCCGCCUCACGCCGUUUGCCCUGCCGCCCGAACGAGGCGGCGCCUCCCUCCCCAUCUACAAAGAUAAGAUCGAACCACCCAUCACAUCCUCGUCCGGCACGAGCAACGGCGGCGGCGGCGGUAGCACGCGCUGGGCCGGUAAGAAGGGCAAGCACAGGCAUCGAUGGAGCACCGACGGGUCCAGGGGGCCACGCAUCACCAUCAACGAGGACUACUACGACGGCGGCAAGGCGUGGAAGACGACGACGACCCGCGGAGAUAGGUUCUCCUUCAAGGUCAUGGCCACGGAGAUGUGGACUACGACGUGGAGGGUGACUUGGAUCUCGGUGCUCAUCUGGAUCUAUCUGAUACGGAAUGGUUAAAGGAGCUGCCCUUCCUUUCCUCGUCUUCUCUUGCUCCUUCGACUGGCAACAUAUUAGACUUGAACGAGUGGUGUUUCUUUUCUGUUUUCUUUACCUUGGGGUGUUUUGUAUAUGAAUCGGGGGGCUGUAGAUGCUACUUGACUUAUUUAAAUAUUUGGUGGGGGAAAUGACAAAACACUGCAAAAGUACGCUGGUAAAUGGGCAAAGGGCGGAAGAUACAUCAUCAUCAUCAUCAUC